Saccostrea echinata is the source of this 1817-nucleotide messenger RNA. Its product is annotated as alpha-1A adrenergic receptor-like. Gene Ontology annotation, biological process: adenylate cyclase-activating adrenergic receptor signaling pathway; positive regulation of cytosolic calcium ion concentration; cell-cell signaling. Gene Ontology annotation, molecular function: alpha1-adrenergic receptor activity. Bases 468 to 1799 code for a protein of 443 amino acids. The transcript is spliced from 3 exons. Gene Ontology annotation, cellular component: membrane. NCBI's taxonomy places the organism in Eukaryota, Metazoa, Mollusca, Bivalvia, Ostreida, Ostreidae. The record is from RefSeq and is a predicted model, not a curated record.
UUCAUGGCAAUACAGGAACUCGGUCUAGUUCGGAUAAGACUUUCUUGAUUUUUUUAAAUUUAAAAACACGUUGUGGCUCCAUAUUUAUCAAAGACGAGAAGUCGCGUACAGAGAAGCAAGGGCAAGCAGCUCAUAAAUGUGAAUAAAAUUACCCAACUCAUUUUGGCAGUGAAAUGAAGCAAGUUUAUCCAUCUUAAUGAAUCUUCUUCAGAAUCUUCUAAUGAAGACGAAUACAGCAUAAACCUUGGUUACAUUGUGAAGAAAAAGGAAUAUUUCUAGGAUUUGCCAAAUUAAGCGCGAGAACUCGUUGAGACGAGUCGAGAAAAUAUUGAAUAUUGACGAAGGCCGAGACCAGCGUAUCACGCCACUAGUACAUCAUGUAGAGGUUUAUAAAGAAAUUAAGUUUACCAUAAGAUCAGUCAGGAGUAUAACCACGGAGCAUAAAUCCCCCUUUUCUGGCUUCCAAUAUGAAUUUAAGCAACGGGACUUUGGACGUGUACCAAAACUCGGAGGGACUAGAUUUACCCUAUGCUGUGAUAACAGGAAUUGUGCUUUUCAGUAUUUUAUUUAUGACAGUUUUUGGAAAUCUUUUAGUUUUAAUUGCAGUGGCCAUUAAUGAAAAUCUGCGACACACAACGAACUACUUUAUUGUUAAUUUAGCUUGUGCGGACCUUCUUCUGGGUUUGUCUGUGUUGCCUUUUUCGGCCACAUUAGAUAUUUUGGGUUACUGGCCUUUCGGGUCAGUCAUGUGUAUUUUCUGGACUUCUGUGGAUGUAUUGUGGUGUACAGGAUCCAUAAUUACCCUAUGUGUUAUCAGUGUGGACCGCUACAUUGGAAUUACUAAACCUUUACAACAUGGAAUUAUUAUGUCUGAAAAACGAGCUUGCUGGAUUAUCUCCCUUGUUUGGGUUGUCUCGCUUGCCAUUUCCAUUGGUCCUGUAUUUGGAUGGCGGCACGAUCGGAAAGUAGUUCAGACCAGUUGUCACGUGAAUAAGGAACCAGCAUAUGUUAUAUUUUCAGUGACGGGAUCAUUUUACAUCCCCAUGUUUGUUAUUGUAUUUGUUUACUGUAGGAUUUUCAAAAAAGUGAAUAAACAUAACAAACAUUUAGAAAAAGGGGAGACAGUCACGACUUUGGGAAAUUCAUCCGCUAAGAAAAUUAAACUUCGAGUUCAUACAGGGCGCACUAGUAGCAACGCAGCUUUAAAUGGAAACUCGAAACAGAAUAUGUCAGAGCGGUUAAUAAAGUUUAACAAACAGAAAAAAGCCGCUAAAACCCUCGGAAUCGUGGUUGGGGUUUUUAUCCUUUGCUGGUUCCCUUUCUUUUUUGUCCUGCCGUUAGGUGCCCUUUGCAGUAAGUGCUCCCCUCCAGAGAAUGUGUUUAAGGUGAUUUUCUGGCUUGGUUACUGCAACUCCAUGAUGAACCCUGUGAUCUAUGGUUUUUCAAGUAAAGAAUUCAAGCGUGCCUUUAGAAAUAUUCUCAGCUGUAAAUGCAGAAACUCCGAUAGAUUUAAGCUAAUACAGAGAUACUCUUUUUAUGACCAGAAAGAACGAUCAAAUACCAAUUUAUCUUGUCAAAAUGGGAAAUCGAGAUCAAUUAGAAGCAUCAAAGGUGAUGAGCGUCUUAGAGGAGAAACAUUGAGGUCUAAAAACUGCAAUGCUCAGACGGAUUACUCACCAGUUGGCAAAUGUUACCUUGCUGCAAAUCCCCCAAGUUUUGAUAGUGAUUCUGUGUCCCUGAGUGACCACGUUUUGGAGGAAUUACGUCAGGAACAGAGGCGAUCCCCUAUUGACAAAUGAAGAAAGAUAUGUUUAAAA